AUGAACGCGUUUGCAAGUGGCCCAGGGAACUAUCGGAACAGAACCUUGAACGUAACAUCAAAAUGUUUGAACAUAAAUUAUAAUAUAAAGACCAUAGAAGAUGGUGCAUCUAUUUUUUGCCCCCAGUGUAAUAUCCCUUUUAACUCGAAGAUAAGAAUAAAUCCAUGCUACCAUAUUAUUUGUAAUAAGUGUUAUGAGCUAUGUGUACAACAACAGAGUUGUUUAUUAUGUAACAGUGAAAUAAACGAUGUCGAUUUUAUUUUUAUAAAUGAUAAAAUUUUUAUAUGUCCAUAUAACGAUUGUAAGAAAGGCUAUUUCAAUGAAAAGAGUUAUAACUACCAUAUAUAUUUUAAACACCAAUUUUUAAAAGAAAAUAAAUUGCGCAUGGAUGAUAGUAGAAGUAGAAGUAGUAGAAGUAGAAGUAGUCGAAGUAGAAGUAGUAGUAGUAGAAGUAGUAGUAUUAGUGAUUCACAGCAUGGCAUAGAUGGAUUAUCAUUAACAUCUCCUAGUAACGAAAUGGGGAGAAAUAAUGUUUUCAUCCCUUCUAGUAGUAGCAAUAUAGUAGGAUACAAUACCGGUGAUAUAAGUAAUAAAGAAUUAAUAUAUGAACAAAGAAAAAAUAAUAUGAACAAUUACUACAACGAUAUAGGAAGAGGAAACAAUGUAAACGUAACAGAAGGGAAGAAAGAUUCCUUUCCUAUGGAAAAAACUAAUACAACCAUGAUGAUGAUGAUGAUGAUGAAAAAUCAAAUGCAAGAAAAUAAUUUUAACGUUAAUAGUACAGUUCCGGACAGCAGCUUUGCUAGUGGUGCAACUCGUACAAAUAAAGAGGAACCGAUAAUUGGUAGUUACAACGGUAGUAGUGCUGCUAAUGCUAGCGGCCUUGAUGCUGGAGGUACGAAUGCUAGCUGCAGUGGUUUUAGAGGAGCUAGUGCUAAUGCUAGUCUAUGUGCCACCAGUUUAAAUGAUAACUUCACUAACCAAGUUCAAAUUGUAGACAAAUGGAAUUACACUGGCUUUCCUUUCAAAUCGAACUUCAACUCCUUUAAUAUUCCAUCAGAUGAAAAUAUACCCGCUAAAGCGAAUAACGAAAGCAGUAAGGAUAAUCAAGGGGAUGAUUAUGACAACCUGGAGGAUUUGAUGUGA
Messenger RNA from Plasmodium malariae, 1146 nucleotides. Its product is annotated as zinc finger protein, putative. The record is from RefSeq and is a predicted model, not a curated record. Bases 1 to 1146 code for a protein of 381 amino acids. Gene Ontology annotation, molecular function: ubiquitin protein ligase activity. The transcript has a single exon. Lineage: Eukaryota; Apicomplexa; Aconoidasida; Haemosporida; Plasmodiidae. Gene Ontology annotation, biological process: regulation of cell adhesion; protein ubiquitination.